GUAAUCAAACCCAUUACGUUGCUAUAUACAGUAUUGAUCUCUCGUUUUCUUCUAUAUGCGGUUGUUUAGAUGGAGCAAUUGAGCUCUGCGCCGUGGCAUACACGUACUAUGGUCGGCUGUGCACCGUGGCUAUUCAAGAACAACGGCGGCGGUUCCUGGUCGUUCUUGCCGUUUAUGUUUACCACACAUAUAGAUUAUACUCUACUGGAGAGGUCCCUUGCUCCUUCCAUAUGAAGGAUAGUUUCAGUACUAGAAUUGAAAAACUUCGUAGUCAUCACUAUCUGAGCAUUGUCGGUCAGCUCAGCAAUUGUUGGAAGCUCAUUGCGCAUUUGGGAAGCGUGUACUCACCCAGUCGUUCAUCAUGCUUCGGCCUUCUCCUACUAUAAUAUCUCUUUCCAAAAGGGACGUGGUAGAGCAUUUAGAGAACGUCGUCCGCAAAGCCGCAACAUCACGAUGCGGCGGUGCUGAACAACCUGGAGGUACGAGGUUCAUGCAACCACUUUAUAAUCGCCAGUCAACUUUCACGGAAGAUGCCAGAGCUGAUGUCUCUUCAGGAUCCAAAUCCUCAGAUGGCUCUGAUACCGAUGAGGCUUCUCAGAUGGUGGAGCCAAUAAGCCGAUUGCCGUCUCUCGACGACGAGGACUUGGGAACUGAUGAUGAGUACCAAUUAACUAGGCUUUCGCUCCGAGAUGAUAAUCCAAGUGAGGGCGUCGACUUAAGGCAACCAUUGGCAUUUAGAAGCUCAGAAUCAAGACGGCAAGAGACGCCACAGGAGAAUAACUUGGGCUAUGUUGGGUUUAUGGAGAGACCUUCAAGGGAUUCGUCGUUGUUCGUUCCGGAUGAUGUGUCUACUCCCCAGGAGGCGGGGCUGCCAGCUCUGCAGCGGCUCCGUGCUCGAAAUUCGUUGCCGCGAUCACCAUUAUACAGAUCUUAUAAUCACCGACCUUCCCCCGAAGGUAGUAGGAGCGUAGGACUGGCAUCGCAACUGGUGUCUCCUGGGAGCCCCGGGGUUUUAUUUUCACAGCCAGCGAGGCGUUCGAGGGACUACCGACUCCGUACACCGGCGGCAUUCUCAUGGGGAGAAUCCAAAAAAUCCAGAUCAAUUCUCGAGAAUUUCGAUAUUUCGGAGCCGGAUUCUCAGAUUGACAUGCCGCUGUCCAUUGAGAGAAGUCAACUUUAUAGUGCUUCGUUUCAGGGCUCUGAUGGAGAAGUUAGCCAUCCUUCUUCCCCGCCAACACGCAUUUUCCAUCCCAGUGGUGUCGCACAGCCUGAAGAUGAGUUAUCAUCAUUGCAUACCACAAACUCGGAAGUCUCUCUGCAUUCUCUGCAUCUUCCACCGCCAUUCUCGACAAGGUCGAGGAGUGGAUCUGCUACUAGGUCACUUCCGGCUGGGAACUCGAGCAGCCCAGAGCGUAGUCUCGGGAUUCAUCAUGGGGGGGAUGCUGGUGAUCGUUCGAUAACCCCAUCAGGUCUGGUUGGCCUUGAUGAUAUCGCGGGAGGACAAGGGUUGCAACAGAGCCCAAGAUCUGGCAGUGCUACUGGUAACGUCUCAUCGGUGCCAUUUCGUCUUGUCUCGGCGUAUAGAUCCAGGCCGCCGAUUGGCCCAUGGCAUCUGCCGUCCAGGUCGUCGCCAACGACACCGCGAGUCUCUCGAGACAACAGGAUUGCAUCUUCCGCAGCUCGUCCCGGUCCCGCCAAUACGCCAUACCGCAGAUUACACGUGUAUGACGAGCGAGUACCUGCAUCGCUACAGCCGCAAACGCCGGAGCAAUUGCCCGAGGCGCGGCACUUUAGUCAAUACCACUUUUCAUACACGGCACCGGCUGGGCGUCGACACGCGAGCGCGCAACAGCCUCGAUGGCAACCCCCUCGUAGACGAUGGAGGCGGCGGAGUGGCAGCCCCCCUGGUCUAGAUACGCCAGGCUUCGCAGGGCUCUACGGCGGACAGGAGAACACGGACGACGAAGUGAUGUUUGAGCGGGCUGCUCAGCGGCUGUUCGUCCAGCACGGGAGAAGCGGGAGGGGCGUCAACAGGUCUCCUGGCAGCACCACUCCACGAAGGGGGUCAUUAUUCCGAGAAGCCUAG
This is a messenger RNA of Pseudogymnoascus destructans, 2086 nucleotides long. RefSeq lists its product as uncharacterized. The transcript has 4 exons. The record is from RefSeq and is a predicted model, not a curated record. The coding region runs from base 362 to 2086 and encodes 574 amino acids. NCBI's taxonomy places the organism in Eukaryota, Fungi, Ascomycota, Leotiomycetes, Thelebolales, Thelebolaceae.